Messenger RNA from Anopheles merus, 2854 nucleotides. RefSeq names its product homeobox protein Hox-A1-like. Bases 335 to 1975 code for a protein of 546 amino acids. NCBI's taxonomy places the organism in Eukaryota, Metazoa, Arthropoda, Insecta, Diptera, Culicidae. Gene Ontology annotation, cellular component: nucleus. The record is from RefSeq and is a predicted model, not a curated record. Gene Ontology annotation, biological process: regulation of transcription by RNA polymerase II. The transcript has 4 exons. Gene Ontology annotation, molecular function: DNA-binding transcription factor activity, RNA polymerase II-specific; RNA polymerase II cis-regulatory region sequence-specific DNA binding.
UAGAAGUUGAUGGCAAUAGAUUAAUAUUUACGAGCCGUCUUGUGGAGAAAUAUAUGAUAAACCAGUUUUAAGUGAAAUCUGGAUUUAUUUGGGUUGCAUUUUGAAAAAAAAAACUAAAUCGUUUAAGUGUCGAAACCGAAUGUUUUAGGUUGGUGUGUUUUUAGGUGCUUCUUAUCAUCGUGCGUAGUGAUAUUGAGAUGAAAUAUGGUGAAUUUUGUGCUUGUUUGUGAUUGGUGAACAGUGCUAGUUUAAUACAAGUGAUGAUGAAUUAAUAUUUGAUUUUAUUGAAAAAAAUAGGAAAUAAGUAAAAGAAUUCGAUAAUAUAACCACCAAUAUGAUAGACAUAAGUAUGUACGGAAAUCAUUCUUCGCACACAAAUGGUUUUCAGAACAGUGAUCUUGGGUCCGGAGGGUACCCUUAUUUUACAGCAGGUCACCAUCAUCACCACCAUUACCACCAGCACCAAAGGCAACCCGUGCAACAACAACAGCUUACUAAUUCUGCUACUAACAUUGUUAGUGGCACACCUGUGAAUAAUACCACUAGUAAUACCGUAGUGACCUCUAAUAGCAGCUCCAACAACAAUUCUAAUCCGCCCACAGUCAAUAUCCAUCAGACUUCCUAUGUUCACGCAUCUCACCUAUACAGUCCGUCCGCAAUCGAAUACGGAAUAACUACCUCUAGCUCUCCCCCAACUGAUUUGUACUUUGAAGGCGAUAGCCAGAGUGCUAUAUACUACGGCCCUAGUCAUCCAACACCGGCGGCUCCUUUUCAAGAAAACCGUAUCAUAAGCGCGGAUAACGGAUUGAGCUAUACUAAUUUGGACUAUGCCAUGUACCAUCAGGCACAGGAAUGCGCAGAUCCUAGUUAUCUGGCGCAUCAUCAAGAUAACAAAUUACAUCUACAUCGCUAUGGAGCCAUUCCUGGAACUGUAGCGUCCGAUGCCACUGUUGAUGGGGAUCCUCAUCAUCAUAAUCUUCUUCAUCAGCAUUCGCAUAUCUCACAUCAGCACAGUUCCACAUCCCCUAAUGAUGCACAUGGCGGUGGAGCUACCUGGGGACAAGUUUACUCCGAUAACAUUCCUCAGUCACAACAUCAGCAACUGCAGCCGUCUCUUAACCAGCAUACGGUGGCUCAGUGCAGUCCUAAUGUUUCUUCCGCAUUGCUGGACUCGCCCCAUGUAAUUCUGAGUGCGAGUGUAUCAGACGAUGGUGACAGUAAUGGUAGUGUUGCUAAUAGUUUUUCGCGCCUUCACCAACAUCAUCACCAUCCCCAUCAUCACCAUCACCAUGCCACAUUGCAGCAAAAUAUGCAAGCGCAGCAGCAUCCGGCGAAUCAGCAAUCGCAGCAACAAACACAGCAGCAACAACAACAGCAGCACGCUCAACAACACCAGAACCAACAGAAUGCACCUACCUACAAGUGGAUGCAAGUAAAACGAAACGUGCCAAAGCCUCCAUUGACAAAGUCUUUACAGUUAUCAACUACACCAGAAUAUCAUAUUCCUACGCAUGUACUCGACCCGUUAAGAGUUCCUAAUCACACGACAGUUGUAGCCCCUAGUACUGUAUCACCUCAUCAAUCAAGUUUUCUGAUAAACAAUAACAGCACAGGCCGUACAAAUUUCACCAAUAAGCAGUUAACAGAACUGGAGAAAGAAUUCCAUUUCAACAAGUAUUUGACUCGGGCAAGGCGAAUAGAAAUAGCAAAUGCGUUACAUUUAAACGAAACACAAGUAAAAAUUUGGUUCCAAAAUAGGCGCAUGAAACAAAAGAAGCGAGUGAAGGAAGGUUUAAUACCUCCUGAAAUACAGAACCAAUCUCCCAAACACUCUUCCCUGAUAAACAGCAAUGAUUCCUCCUCGGCCAGCUCGUCAACAGCAACGUUAAUAGCUAUACCUUCUGCCUCUGGAGCAACGAACACGUCUACGUUAAACGAAAGCAAUGAAAACAGUCGUGAAUCAAUUACUAUGUAGAACAAAUGCUUUUUCAAAAACUAAAAGACUCUCUUUUUAUUAGUUAGAACCAAUUGAAAGACAUUAAUUUACGACAGAAUUUGCAAAUUAUCAGAACACUUUUAGGGCUGAUCGUCUUAUUCAACCAUACGGUUAAUAGAUGAGUAAUUUUAAAAUUAUCAGUCAUAUAAUUAUCUUUUACAUUUUCUUUAAGUCACUAAACUAUAUGACUUCAUGGAUGGAAGUUAUAUAUUUAUUUUAAGACCACCAGGUUAAUGACUGCUUGACUCGAGGUAUUACGAACAAUUUUGAACUACAAUAUGAUUGCAUUGUUUUGUUCCAUAUGCCGCAUGCUAGUCUUUUGAAUAAGGAUUUAUACGUCUAUAUAAUAUUUACUCGAUUAAUCUAUUAGUUUCCAUUCGGGAUAAACUAUAUAUACAAAGCAAGAAACACAUACAAAAAUGAAUAGCUCAAAAGAUUCCAAUGUUCCUCUUUGGUAGAUAUUAAACAAACCAAAUGUUUCCUAUUUGAUAAUAGACUUAUUAAAGCUAACCCAUGUACAUGAGGCAGUGAGCAUCGAGAAUUAGUAAUGUUUAUUUGAGAAACACGUUUUUUCUUACUAAAGCUAUUUCCAAAGCUGUGCAGUUGCAUUUCAACAAAACCACUAGCACAUUUACGUUUCGUUGCACAACAAUGUUGAAUGCAUGUAUUACUAUACAAAAUAAGAAUUAGGAUUUAUAAAAUUGCUCAUAUUCUGCAGGCACUGGUUAUAUGGAUAAUGUUAAACAUACAAAAUCCCAAUUCAGCAAAAAGACAAAACAAAUUUAAUUUAAGAUAAUUCCUAUCGAAUACAAAGAUACAUUUCAGAUAAUCAAAAUUCUGCAAAUACAAUAUAUUUUA